AUUAAGCAGAAUGUUUGUUGAUACAAGCCAUUUGCCUCCUAAAUUAGGAAACACUGUUCACUCGGAUCCAAACAUAUCAAGCUCACAUAUUGACGAUGAUGCGGAUAAUAAUAAUAGUAAUUACAAUGCAAGACACAGCAGUUUCUCUGCGUAUGAAGCGAAUCGUCUUAGCGGUGAAGGGUCUCCUAUGAUGAUGUCUCCAUGGAACCAAGGGUCUCCAUGGUCCAAAUUUGAUGAGGGUAGCAAUUCCCAAAACAAUAAUAUCCCUCAAAUUAAUGGACUUAUUGGUUCACUUGUGCGGGAAGAGGGUCACAUUUAUUCUUUAGCAACCAAAAACGAUCUUCUUUACACAGGAUCUGAUAGCAAGAAUAUACGUGUCUGGAAGAAUCUCAAGGAAUUUGCUGCUUUUAAAUCAAAUAGCGGACUUGUAAAAGCCAUCAUCAUCUCAGGAGAGAAAAUAUUCACUGGUCAUCAAGAUGGAAAAGUUCGUGUUUGGAAGAUCCAAACCAAGAAUCCAGGUACCUACAAACGUGCUGGGACUUUGCCUAGUUUCUUUGAUAUUUUCAAGGCAUCCAUUAAGCCUAGCAACUAUGUCGAAGUCAAGAGAAAUAGGAGUGGUUUAUGGAUCAAGCACGUUGACGCUAUAUCAUGCUUGAGCAUGGAUCAAACCCGAGGCCUUCUCUAUUCAGCUUCAUGGGACAGAACAUUUAAGGUAUGGAACGUUGAUAACUCGAAAUGCAUAGAAUCAGUGAAAGCACAUGAUGAUGCAGUGAACUCAGUGGUUACGAGUGUUGAAGGCAUAGUGUAUACAGGAUCAGCUGAUGGUACAGUGAAGGUUUGGCAGAGGGAAAACUCAGGGAAACACCCAAAACAUGUAUUUGUUCAGACACUUUUGAAUCAAGAAUGUGCAGUGACAGCAUUAGUUGUUAGCAAAUCUGGUUCAGUAGUUUACUGCGGUUCAUCUGAUGGUGUUGUGAAUUUCUGGGAACGAGAGAAGCAAUUAUCACAUGGUGGAGUCUUAAAGGGACACAAAUUGGCUAUUUUAUGCCUUGCAGCAGCUGGAAAUUUGGUACUGAGUGGAUCAGCUGAUAAAACAAUAUGUGUUUGGAGAAGGGACAAUAAGUCUAUACACACAUUGUUAUCUGUAUUGACUGGUCAUAAUGGGCCAGUGAAAUGUCUAGCAGUAGAAGAAGAUAAAGAAUCCACUCAAACCGAUCAGAAAUGGGUCGUUUAUAGUGGAAGUCUUGAUAAAUCUGUAAAGGUUUGGAAUGUUUCAGACUUGUGGCACUCUCAAGGAUCAAUUUGA
Solanum verrucosum is the source of this 1306-nucleotide messenger RNA. Its product is annotated as protein JINGUBANG-like. The transcript is spliced from 3 exons. NCBI's taxonomy places the organism in Eukaryota, Viridiplantae, Streptophyta, Magnoliopsida, Solanales, Solanaceae. Gene Ontology annotation, molecular function: protein binding. Bases 11 to 1306 code for a protein of 431 amino acids. The record is from RefSeq and is a predicted model, not a curated record.